AUGGAGACAUACACCUUCCCCCACUUCCACCCAGAAAGCAAUACCGUCCACCUCGCCCUCUUCCACUCUGUCAGCAACGCCCAGCCCCUCCUCUCUCAGAUCAUCAAUGCCGCCUCUCUGCCCACGGGCCACCCGGAUCAGAUCAAGGUAGACUUUGCAUUCAUCGAUGCGGGCAUGGUAGUCAGUAGAGAGCAGGUACUCAAUGCGGUGUUGCAGAGCAUGGUUUGGAAGGAGAGGGGCGAAGAGGGAGCAAUUGGGGCGGGCAGUGGAGGAUUAAAGACAAAGACGAUUCAUAGCGAGGUGAUCUGGAACCUCUUCCCUGGCAGAAAUAUCUCCUCGUCCCUACGCGAAGUUGGUCUCUCGCCCAAGACCACCUCUCUCCUCCUCGUUCACAUCUGCUCCUCUUCAAAUCCCCAACCCUCCGAGAUCCUCUCCCGCAUGACCAAUCUAGUGCAAGGUACUCUCGAUGUCUCUGGUCUCUCCUCUCUCGAGCAUCGAGCAGAUGCAGGGGAAGGCAGCGCAGGGACGAAUUGGAAGGAGCUCACAAAGUUGUACAAGAUUGACGAGUCGGUGGAUAACGAAGAGCGCAGGAGGGCAGUCGUGGAGAGUGCCACGGCUAUCAAGAAUGUUGCCGGUUGA
This is a messenger RNA of Microstroma glucosiphilum, 639 nucleotides long. RefSeq lists its product as hypothetical. Gene Ontology annotation, biological process: telomere maintenance via recombination; tRNA threonylcarbamoyladenosine modification. The coding region runs from base 1 to 639 and encodes 212 amino acids. Gene Ontology annotation, cellular component: nucleus; cytosol; EKC/KEOPS complex. The transcript is spliced from 2 exons. Lineage: Eukaryota; Fungi; Basidiomycota; Exobasidiomycetes; Microstromatales; Microstromataceae. The record is from RefSeq and is a predicted model, not a curated record.